AUGGUUAGAGCUGAGUACUGAGGGGUUGGUCAAAGUUCACAGCCGGGUCACCUGAUUGGCCGACGGCGUCUGUGAUGGACAGCAGGUGUUUACAUAUAGAGCUCCUGUGAGGACAGCUGUCUCCCCUCUGAUCCAACAUCAUCAACACACCUUCCACUGCUGCAGCAACACAGGCACCGCUGACUCGCUGCCCUCCACCUGAAACCAACAUGAGUCCCAAAAAUGUGGUUUUCAAGAAGAUUUGCAAAGACAAGUCGGUUGGAGUGUACAUGGGGAGAAGAGACUUUGUGGACCGUGUUGACUCUGUGGAUCCAGUGGAUGGCGUCAUCGUCAUCGAUCCUGAGGCUCUGCAGGGGAGGAAAGUGUUCGUCACCCUGUCCUGCACCUUCCGGUACGGCAGAAAUGACAUGGACGUGAUGGGAAUCGCCUUCCGCAGGGAGCUGUACCUGUCGACCCGCCAGGUGUACCCGCCUCUGCAGGACCGCGAGAAGGGGAUCCACACCAGGACACAGGCCAAACUGAUACGCAAGCUGGGAGACAACGCCUACCCGUUUUUCUUCGAGUUUCCUGACAACCUGCCUUGCUCAGUGGCUCUCCAGCCAGCGUCUAAUGAUGUCGGCAAGCAAUGUGCCGUGGAGUUUGAGGUACAAGCGUUCAGCGCCGAGAGCCAGGACGCUAAAAUACGCAAGCGGAGCUCAGUGAAGCUGAUGCUCAGGAAGGUCCAAUACGCUCCAGAGUGUGAGGCGGUGGCGCCCUCUGUUGAAACCACCAGGGACUUUGUCAUGUCGGAUAAACCGCUGCAUGUCAAGGCCAGUCUGGACAAAGAGUUGUACUACCACGGUGAGACCAUCAAAGUGCAGGUCAGCGUCACAAACAACUCCAGCAAAAACAUCAAGAACAUCAUCGUCUCUGUGGAUCAGGUCGCCACGGUGGUGUUGUACUCCAAUGACAGCUAUGUCAAAUGUGUGGCCAUCGAGGAACUUGGGGAUUCCGUGUCUCCUGGAGCAACCCUGCAGAAAACCUACAAACUGCUGCCGGUGCUGGCCAACAACAGGGAGAGGAGGGGCAUCGCUCUGGACGGCAAGCUGAAGCAUGAAGACACCAACCUGGCGUCAUCGAGCAUGAUCAAGGAGGGUGUUCUGAAGGAGGUUAUGGGGCUCAUGGUUUCAUAUAAAGUCACAGUGAAGCUCAUCGUUGGAGGGAUGAUGGGGUCAAGUGAAGUCGGCCUGGAAGUUCCCUUCAAACUGAUGCAUCCUAAACCUGAUGCAGUGAAGGAGAGUGAAGUGGAGGAGGAGAUGGAGUUCCAGGAGUUCAAGCGCUCCUACCUGAAGGGGAUGAACGAUGAUGAUGAAGAAGAUGGAAACGUGUCCGGUGGUGACGACAUGGCGCCCAAAGAGAAAUAAAGAAGAGUGACGACAGCUGGGAGUUUGAGUCGCCUCAGAGUUUGUGCUAGAAAAAAAAAAAAGAGACUUAAUUAAAAAGGACCAUACCUGUGAUUUGACAUGUUUUAGUGCAACUUAGGUAAGUACGCUAAGUAGGGACAACAUGACGGCCCUCAUUUACCUUCUGGUUAAGGCCAACAUGUCGGUAAACUGAUGCUUAUUGAGUCUUUGUGUCUCCUGAUGAAUGUGAGUCCAAUAUUCUCUCUCUUUUAGCUGUUUUCUCAGACUCUGAGCCAGAAAUCUCCACUUCAGCAGCACUUACAUCCACCAAAUCAUUCCUCUCUAUAUUCUGAAGGUUUCUCCUGAGGGGUUUGUUCAGAUAUCAUUAAGAAACUGAUUUAUACAACGUUUUAUUCCUGGUGCAAAUGGAUUGUUUUGUUAAUGGCUGUUGACAGUACUUUCUGAUUUAUGGAGGGAUACAAAGAGAUAUCAAAGAUCCCCUCUAUAAACUAAAAAAAUGUAACCUAGCUUUAUCCUAUGUUCAGAUCCAUGUUCUGGAAAUGUAUGCAAAUUAGCACAUUUAAUAGGAUACUACAUCAUUUGCAUAUUUAAACAUAACAUUUCAGAAAACUUGUGAUACUAAAAAUAAUUGUCGUUAAUGUCAGUAAUCAACUGGGGAGGUUUCAUUUAAACCUUUUUACCCUAUUCACCUGUAGUGUCUCUCCUUAAUAAAUAUAGGUUUAUAGAACCCAA
Sebastes umbrosus (honeycomb rockfish) is the source of this 2135-nucleotide messenger RNA. RefSeq names its product S-antigen; retina and pineal gland (arrestin) a (gene saga). NCBI's taxonomy places the organism in Eukaryota, Metazoa, Chordata, Actinopteri, Perciformes, Sebastidae. Gene Ontology annotation, cellular component: photoreceptor outer segment; photoreceptor inner segment. Bases 210 to 1403 code for a protein of 397 amino acids. The record is from RefSeq and is a predicted model, not a curated record. The transcript has 16 exons. Gene Ontology annotation, molecular function: G protein-coupled receptor binding. Gene Ontology annotation, biological process: G protein-coupled receptor internalization; signal transduction.